This is a messenger RNA of Dibothriocephalus latus, 283 nucleotides long. Lineage: Eukaryota; Metazoa; Platyhelminthes; Cestoda; Diphyllobothriidea; Diphyllobothriidae. The record is from the annotation of a GenBank genome assembly.
AUUCAAGAAGGAAACCGAUUGGGAUGUGAAUCCAAACAGAAUCUUCGUUGGAUCCCUACUGGACUCGACAAAGGAGUGCCAGCUUCACGAAUAUUUUUCCACAUUCGGAAUUGUGACUGAUGUAUUUUUAAUAAAAGGACAGAAGUCGCGCAAGUACGGUUUCGUAACUUUCUGUGACAUGGACUCGGUAAAAAAGGUGUUGGCCGCCCAUCCCCACGUGUUGAAUGAGACGCAGAUAACUGUUUCUCUGGCCAGGAACAAGCAUCCAGGUGACAGUUGGUAA